ACACAGCAGUCCCAGUACAGCACACCAGAGCGAGAAAAGCUUUUCCCCGAGUAUAACUUUGAAGAUCUCAGCGAUUCAUUUCGAAGUCUGUACAAGAAUGUAUUUGCUCAAUCUGCAAGCCAAGGAAUGCUGAAUCUGCAGUCUGAGUCCUCCCAGCAGACACACUCACCUUGUUCCUAUCAGCACUCCCCUAGUAGCACAAUGAGCUCUCAGCAGCACGGUAGCCAAAGUAACCUGACAAAUAGCCAUGCCAGUAGUCUUGGCAGCACCGUAGGUGACUCCUUGGGGCAGGUUCACAUGUCUCACACUCCACUACACAGUCAGCAGUCCCAGCAGUCUCCACAUAUACACCACACUGUAGUCCACCAUCAGCAGCACCCAGCACAGCAUGCAUCUCACUGUCACCAACAGGUUUCACAGCACCAACCUCAGCAUCCUCAGCAGCGGGCUCCCCAUCCAGCACAGCACCCUGCCACCCAUCCGGCACAGCAUCAAACCCAGCACCCUGCCACCCAUCCGGCACAGCAUCAAACCCAGCACCCUGCCACCCAUCCUGCACAGCAUCAAGGCCAGCACCCUGCCACCCAUCCUGCACAGCAUCAAGGCCAG
Molecule: messenger RNA, 609 nt
Organism: Staurois parvus
Lineage: Eukaryota; Metazoa; Chordata; Amphibia; Anura; Ranidae
Source: the annotation of a GenBank genome assembly